AUGACUAUCACAAAGAUCUUCACCGAGUCAGUUCUCGCAAAGUAUGCUCGAACCAUAAAAGCAACUCCGCGGGACCUAAUCGUCAAUCGAACACUGCUCUUCUCAUGUGCAGUCUAUGCCCUGGCUGGUCUUCCAACAACCUGGGACCAGGGAUCUUCUUCUGUCGUUCCAUCGCUGCCAGGCUUCCAGAAGCAAUUUAACAUCGAAUCAGGGGCCAAGGCCGAUGAUAUUCAAGACUUCAUCUCGAUUAUUUACAUUGGAUAUGCCGUUGGUGCUGCAUUAUCCUUCUUUAUCAAUGAUCGCAUUGGCCGUCGCUGGUCGUUUCGUUUGUACUCAGCUAUUUGGAUCAUCGGUCAACUCAUCGCGACUCUUUCACCCGGCUGGCCUGCCUUGUAUACGGCACGAAUUAUAUCUGGCAUUGGAAUCGGCUCCCUCAGCGUCACUGGACCAAUGUCAAUCGUCGAACUCGCACCGAGCGAGAUCCGGGGCCUGCUUACAGCUUGGUAUACAGUUGUAAUGGGGACCGCCUUGUUCACCUCGAUCUUUUGCGUAUAUGGAAUAUUCUUAGAUAUGUCCUCCAGCAAGCUGCAAUACCAGAUAGUCUGGUUCUCGCCGGCUAUUUUUAUGGCUUUGGCUAUUGUUGCUAGCUUCUUUGUUAGUGAAUCUCCCCGGUGGCUCAUGAUGGUUGGUAAGCGAGAAGAAGCUGCCGCCGUACUGGUGGACCUACGACGUCUGCCAGCAGACCACCCUCGACUACAGAAGGAAAUUAAGGACAUCGAGGACUCAGUCACUGGAAUCGGAUCCAGCUUCGCGGGAAUAGUUAAGGAGACGUUCACCGUCCCCUCUAACCUACGCCGCCUCCAACAAGCUCUGCUUUCCUAUGCGCUGGCUCAACUCUCAGGUGCUAAUUCAGUCACAUCGUAUUUUAUCCCUAUUAUGAGCAUCAUGGGCAUAGGAGGAGGUACAUCCCAGAGUAUGUUCUUGAGCGGCAUGUACGGCUUCUCCAAGUUCAUCUUUAGUCUUAUCGCAUCUUUCUUCUUUAUUGAUGCCCUUGGAAGACGCCGAUCUCUAUUCAUCGGUAUAACACUUCAACUUAUCUCACACGUCUACAUCGGAGUCUUUAUUAAGUAUCAUCAAGAAGGUCAUAUAUCCUCCUCUGCAUCUCAAGCCGCUAUCGCCGCUGUUUUCUUCCACGCUUUUGGGUAUGCUGUUGGUCUUUUUGUUCUUCCUUAUAUCUUUGGAGGAGAGCUCUGGCCUAACCGUCUUCGCUCUUUCGGUGGAGCUAUUAGCCAAACCUUCCACUGGCUCUUCAUUUACGCCGUCAAAUAUAGUAUUCCCUCGCUUCUCAAGACAACAAAUAACUGGGGAGCAUUUCUCUUCUUUGCUGGUUGGUGCUUUCUUGCGUUGAUAUAUGUUUUCUUUAUGGUUCCAGAGAUCUCGGGCCUCAGCGUUGAGGAAAUUGAUUAUCUAUUCAAGGGUUCUUGGUUUAAUGCUUAUAAACGCGCUCGACGACAUCCUGUCAUUGACAGCGUUGAGGCUGGAAAAAAUAAGUCCGUUAUGGAACCGGAUAGUAAGAACCUAGUGCCUUAG
Fusarium odoratissimum NRRL 54006 is the source of this 1590-nucleotide messenger RNA. RefSeq lists its product as uncharacterized. Gene Ontology annotation, cellular component: membrane. NCBI's taxonomy places the organism in Eukaryota, Fungi, Ascomycota, Sordariomycetes, Hypocreales, Nectriaceae. The transcript is spliced from 3 exons. The record is from RefSeq and is a predicted model, not a curated record. Gene Ontology annotation, molecular function: carbohydrate:proton symporter activity. The coding region runs from base 1 to 1590 and encodes 529 amino acids. Gene Ontology annotation, biological process: carbohydrate transport; transmembrane transport.